Seminavis robusta is the source of this 1062-nucleotide messenger RNA. NCBI's taxonomy places the organism in Eukaryota, Bacillariophyta, Bacillariophyceae, Naviculales, Naviculaceae. The record is from the annotation of a GenBank genome assembly.
AUGAAUCAAUUCAAAACAAUGGGCUGCACGCAAACCAACGAAACCAUCAAGUUGAGCCGAAACUCGUCCUGGUGUCGUGUGUUCUUGUCGGUUGACUCAGCCCACGGUAGGAAGGCGUUAUUAGAGGAGGUCGGGGAAGCCUCCCAAAUACCGGAGUCGUUGGACGUCUUCAUGACUGAUGUACCUGUGAAGCAAAGCGGCGAGGUCAGCCGGAAGAGGAAGGCCAGCAACGACACCGCAGGCGCCAGCGUAGCCGGACAGCACCUUGCCGCUCAUCCAACACGCAACAAAAAGAGCAAGACAAACAAGCGUGUCGAUCCUGCUGCACAUGAUGUUCUUUGCGGCAGGGGAGCUGGUAUCACAAAGCACCCUGGUAACAAGAGAUGGCGUGAAUUGAUUCGCAACAACCAAGAGAAGUACACAUCCCUACCUCGCAAUCAACGGCCUCUCAUUGCUGAGCAAAUUGUCAAGGCUGUCCGAUCUCUCAAUCCUCCUGGAAGAUUCCUCUCCAAGGAUGUAAACACACAGCUCUGGUACGAGAUUGGAGAUGCAAAGGCUGCGGAGAAAACGGCACAAGCUAUCAGAGACUCCAAGAAGCUUGGCAAAGACCAAUCACCACCCUCCACUCCUGUCACUGAAAAUGACACAGUGUCCACUCCCUCCAUUGCAUCUGCCCAAUUUGUAUCUCCCAUUCCAGAUUCCACCUCCAAUAUCAAAUGCACUCCAACUUUAGGCAGACCCAAUCUCAAUAGACUGACCACAGAUGAUACGUUUACCCAAAGAAUGGAAGGAUUCACAUUCAUUCCACCGAUGCUUGAACUUGAAGGUUCUGCUGUGCUCAUUGAUUUGGGAAGCUCGACUCAUCACAUGAUGGCUAGCCCUUCUGUUCACUGCUCUCCUGACCUCCCAAAGCCAGCCAUGAUUGCCAGAUCUAGCACUUUUGACAGAGCCAGCACUUUUGACAGACGCAUCCAACAAUGCACAUUCACUGUCCCAAACCUCCCGCUACUUGCCCCAGAAGAGUCAGGUCUCAUUUUUGCUGGAGCCAUCUGUUUAGAGUAA